Messenger RNA from Ornithodoros turicata, 8043 nucleotides. RefSeq lists its product as uncharacterized. The record is from RefSeq and is a predicted model, not a curated record. Bases 408 to 7142 code for a protein of 2244 amino acids. The transcript is spliced from 11 exons. Gene Ontology annotation, molecular function: transcription factor binding; transcription coregulator activity. Lineage: Eukaryota; Metazoa; Arthropoda; Arachnida; Ixodida; Argasidae. Gene Ontology annotation, cellular component: nucleus. Gene Ontology annotation, biological process: regulation of DNA-templated transcription.
CGAUGGAUCUCCAUCUCUUCAACUGAACAUCACUGCAAGUCUAAAGUGAGGUGAGGUGGGCCAUGGGUCCGGCGUGGGAACAUCGACGACGAUCGUAACUGAAGUGUUCGGCGGAGCCAGGGCACGAUGAGCGAAGGGUACAAAGACUGACACGUGAUCUACCUGGUGCUUGAAAGAAGUACUGAAGAAAAAGGUUUGUAAGACUCGAAUACUAUUAUACGCUCCAUUGUGUGGUAUUGCAUUCAGCCAGAUAACAUAGUUGACGGGGACCAUAGCCCGCAUUGCCUUGACGUUUUCUUUUACCGUAGCAGGUAUUCGAUCAACCACCCGUCAACACGUGCCAUCACAGCGAGGGCUCCCAGGGAGGUCACCUUCUUGCACACGGUUGUAACGCGCAAUAAGAGACGAUGACGACUGUUACGACAAAUAAAUCAGAGCUGGAGCUUCACAAACUCCUUGAACGAGCAGUCCUUCUCUCCUACUACGACAAAUUCAUCGAGAUAGGCGGGGACAAUGUGCAGCAGCUUCGUGACUCCAGUGAUCAAGAUAUCGAGGAGUUGAUCAACAUGGUAGAUAUGGCCAGAAAGCCACCUCAUGUCAAGAGGUUCAAGAAAGUACUGGCAGAGUGGAAACCAGACACAGUUGCAGCAACGUCCACUCCAGCGGAUGGAGCAGAAGGGGAGCUUCACAACCUACUUGGAGGAGCGGAUCUUCUCUCCUACCACGACAAGUUCAUGGAGAUAGGCGGGGACAAUGUUCAGCAGCUUCGUGACUCCGUGGGGAACGAUUUCCAGGAAGUGAUUGACCUCGUUGAUAUGGCCAGAAAGCCAUAUCACGUCAAGAGACUAAGGAAAGCACUGGGCCAGUGGACAGGACAGUCAGUCAAGGUAACAUCCACUGCGGCCGAAGAAUCAGAAGGGGAACUUCACGAAUUACUCCGACGAGCGGAUCUUCUCUCCUACCACGACAAGUUCAUGGAACAAGGCAAAGACAAUGUGCAGCAGCUUUGUGACUCAACCGACGAAGACUUCCAGACACUCACCGAGCACGUAGGAAUGGCCAGAAAGCCCCUUCACUUGAAAAGAUUGAAGAACGCACUCAAACAGUGGUCAGGCCAUUCAGCCGUAAUGACGUCCAUUCCUUCAAACGAGUCGGAGCGUGAAGUUCACGAACUGCUUCAGCGAGCGGAUCUCCUCGCCUACUACGACAAGUUCAUCGAGAAAGGCUUAGACAAUGUGCAGCAGCUUUCUGACUCGACGGAAGAAGAGUUCCAGGAGUUCAUGGAUCUUGUUGGCAUGGCCGAAUUCCCUUUUCACGUGAUGAGGUUGAAGGACGAACUGGAACAGUGCACAGGGCAUCCAGGAACUGAUCCGGUAGCUCAAUUUCAUCUCCACAUGGAAAGGUCGCAACAGUGGAAAGACGUCAGGAAGGAAAUGCACGAAGCUAUUGCGGCCAAAGAUGAGGCUCGUGUUCUAAAGUGCCUGGAUGCUGCGCCUGCAUUGAAACUGUGGUUGGAUCCUGACACAAAAAAGUCAGCUCUUUACAAAGCAGUCGAAGAGAAAGCUUUCCGUAUUCAUGGUCUCUUAGUCUCGCGCGAAUGCGCCCUCAAAGACGACGAAGAAUCAUCGUGUUACCAAGGUCUCACACGCCUUGAACGAGCUGAAAUUCGUCGGCAACAAUAUUACACCACCAAAUACGAGGACUCUUACAUCGACUAUCUGAAAAGCAAAUCGCGGAGCGCCACCGGAUGUGAUGACUUCGGUGUACGAUUGGAGAAGAUGUUUAAGCAGCUCUCCAGUGAUGAAGUAAACAGGAUUAUUCUCAAAGUUGUUUCAACAGCACCACACCUGGAAAUAGUGUUCGACUCUGUGGCUGAAAACGUUCAGGGGAUUACUGGAUCCGGCGGGUGUUCCACACGCGGUCUGACCUAUCCUGAAGAACAAAUGGUUUGUGUUUGCGGCAGCAUAGAGAAGCGAGAAGUUUGGGGAACUCUCAUUCAUGAGUUGUCCCACAUGGCGCUGUCCUUAGUUUACAAGAAUGAGGGAAAGCCAUAUAACCGCGGCGACAAGGAGAAGGAACAUCAUUACCAAGAAAUUCUGAACGAUGUUAAGGGAAGGAAAAAUAAUGUGCAUUUCCUUAUCCAGAAAGCCUUCGACAAUAAUGAAGAAGAAGAGCUAAUUGUACGGAUUCCUCACAUACUGACCGAAUGUGGUUGCGACGAAGGAAAUAGGAUUCUGGAGCUUCAAGCACCGAAACUACUAAAGUUUUUCAAGGACGCUGUCAUGCCAGACAUGCAGAGAUACAUUCUGAAUGGAAUCCGGUCCAUAGAUUCAACGGAAAUCGAAAAAGAAAACACAAGACUUGGAAAAGCUUUCCACAUUGGCCAAUUCAAAGUCAAUUUCGAGAAGCCGCUGGACCUGAGUGACCUGCAAGAUAUGCCUCUUCUCGUCCUUGCGGGUCCAGAACUGAGUCUCCUCGAAAUAAUGGCUCAUAACACUGUGCAAUCCACGGGGCAGCCAUACUUGUUUUUCGAAGCAAACCAAAUGGACUCUACGCUGCAGCAUGUGUUAUUGAACUACAAAUGUCGAUUGGUGCUUGUAACAGUUUAUCCAAACAAAAACGUCCAAGAUAUUAUUGCACUUCUGAGUGAAGUAUCCCGUGUGACUGGAACAAACGUCAUCUUGGUUGUGAAAAACAGUGACAAAGAGUACUUGUCGAAUUUGUACAAAUUCUUUGCCGGGAAACAUGAAGUUCGCAGUAUCGUUGAAGCAGACAUCGAAAAUGUCACGCGCGACUGCAAAGAAGAAUUGUUUAAAAAUUCUUCGUUAAGCCUUCAGGGCGGAUAUGUUUCAAAAUUUCCGAAUGUAAUGCAUACUGAUGCUUUCUUACGCUGCUUAGACACUUCCGUUUUCCUAAACCUGUGCCAAUAUAAUUCAAUUGACCUGGGACUUCGUCUUCCUGAACUUGAAGGUUCUGUCAAGAACUGUUAUGUGGAGCGAGUGUUUACAAGGACUGUGCAAAUUGACCUGAAAGCGUGCAGACUGGACGAUGACAAGAAUGAGGCUUUCGCACUUUUGGGGCCUCCCGAUGAUUGUGCUGCAAAACUUGUACCUUGGGGCUACGAGGCGAAACAUCAGGAAAAUUUAACGAAGUUUGAAAAAUUCGUGGUCCUUCAAGAGUCACGUGAUUACGACGCUCUCCUCAACAACGAUAAAUACAGAGAGAAGGUAGUGCACCUGCUAAGGCUAAACGAAUACCGUAAUGGACUCUUGUGGACCAAAUCAAAUGGACGUCUCAGUCACCUUCCAAUGACGGGAAGUGACUGUUACACCGAGGACGCUUUGCUGAAAGUGCCCGAGAAGGUCGUUGUCGUCUCUGGAGCACCUGGUAUGGGAAAGAGUGUGUUGGCAUCUCGGUUGUGUACACAGUUAAAAACUCAAGACGAGAAGCGGUGGGUGCUCUACGUCGACCUUCCUCAGAGAAUGGCAUCGGUUGAAACUGCAUCGCCUAGUCUGAAAUAUCUGGCGGAUCUGUGCCAAGUACAAAAAUAUGGCCUGGAGUUCGCUCUGUUCGAGGAAAGCUUGGACAAUGGAAACCCUUUCAAGGUCGUUGUCAUGUUGGAUGGCUUCGAUGAAGUCAAUGAGGAAUGUCGAAGGUGUGUGGUGGAACUUGUACAGUUUCUAGCUAAGAGAAAAAUUUACAAGGUGUACCUUUUUACUCGCACUGUGUUUAAACGCCAUGCACAAGAUAGCUUGCACACGGUGUCAUACGAUCUCGUUCCUUUUUCUGAAGAAAACCAGAAUGAUUUCCGUACAAGAUAUAGGGUCCAAGGAGAAACUUCAGCGACCAGGAAUUACGCACUUGCGGAAAAAUUCCAGCAACUGUACGCGAAAUUGAAAGAGAAAAACAAGACAAUCCUGGAAACCCCUCUCCUACUUCAUAUGAUGGCUCAGAUGGAGAGCGGGGAAAUUACGAAGUUGAACGAUUACUCUUCGCUGCUUAAUAUUGCUGACAUCUCCGCCGGCCGAAGUAUAUACACUGUACACAUCUACAAGAUGUUUGUCGAGUACAAGCACCUUGUGCACCGCAAAGAGAAGGUGAAGGAAGACAUCGUCCUACGUGCCACGCGAGGGGAGCACGAUGCAGCGCAGUCUUCAUUCUACGCAAACUAUCGUCUCCUCGCUAUGAUGUGUAUAUUUCCUCAGGAUGCCUUGGAAAUCCUAUUGAACGAAGACGAAUUAGUGCAGUUAGAUCCAGAAGGAAGUUUCAUCAAACGCGUUGCAGACAAUUCUCUCAAAGAAGGCUUUGUGAAUGGAAUUAACGAUGGAGGAACUCCCGAGUUCGUUCAUAAGACUUUCGCCGAAUUUUUCGCAGCACACUAUCUCCUCGAGAAGGCAAAGAUCAGACAAAAACUGAGCUUUAGGAACAAAGUCCUGGAAUUGUAUGGUAUUGUGGACUACGAGGGUGUAAUGCUGUUGUUCGAUGGACUGGCGUCGGCGUCCUAUCCACUUCACUCUGCUGUGAUGAACAACGACGCUUCAUAUUUUGAGCAACCCGGUGUCAAAAGAGUGGAUAUGUUCGAAGUCGAUGAGCUUGAAAGAACUGCAUUGCACGUAGGAGCCCUGCAUUCUGAUGAAGCAACAUUGAAGAGGCUUCCAAUGGACGAUGAACUAAUCAAGGAUGAUUUGUUUCAAAUGUCACCAUUCGAGUACGUAGGACUCUUUUUCCCAUGGGACGCAGAGUGGACGGAUGAUCCGUGGGAAGAGACUGUGUGGGAAGAAUCUCCUAUGAUAUAUUUGCCGAAUGCGACUAUUUGGAACAAUUAUUUGUCGACUGUGGCUAUAAAGAAAUAUCCGCAGACUGAGACUUCACCUGUGCAAGAGAGACUCGACGUAUUAUGCGCUCGAUGCAGUGAGGAAGCAGUGAAACAUUCUACCGAAAAUCUGCGCAGGUGUGAAACCUUCGAGCAAAAAAGACUUUUCCUCGAGCGAGCAAUAUUCACGGCUGUGAUACACGACCUACCAGGCAUUUUAGACGUGUAUCUGAGCUAUGUGUCCCCGAAAGAGAGUACCGUAAUCCUAGACAGAGACAUCACGAACCAAUUAGAAUCACGCAGGGAACGAAGCUUGAGAUGUUCUGCAGAGCCUUCGGUAACUGGAAACCUUGAUGCCUUUGCAGACAGUGACUAUAGAACUGCCCCUUUUUACGCAAAGUCCGAGGCUGUUUGUAAAAUGCUCCUUCCUUACUGCGAUAUGGGAAUUCUUGACAAGGAUGGAAACACAAUGUUGCACAUUAGUGCGAAUGAAGGAAAUCGGGAGACAACACAGUUUCACCUCGCACAUUUAUCCGUUAACAAGAGAAAUGGACACUUUCAAACUCCUUUGCACUUGGCUGAAGAUGCAGAGAUUGCGAAGCUACUUCUGCCUCUUUAUCCCUCAGUGAAUGUUCUCGAUUAUUAUCAACGAACUCCUAUGGAUAGAUGUGCAGAGAGAGAUUAUUUGGAGACCAUGAAGUUGUUACUCCUUCGCACUCGAACAUAUGACGCACAUCACAUGAGACUGAACACAAUACUUCAUGUGGCUUCUGGCUCUCGUUCUCUUAAAGCUGUGACGUUUCUUCUACCUCACACAAAUGCGCACAUGCUUAACUACAAAGGAGAAACGUGCUUAGACGUUGCUUGGACAAUUUGGAAAUAUCGUUUUAGAUUGAAGUCCAACGUUUUGAGGUGUCUCAUCCCACACUCGCUCGUGAACUCACCUGAAACGUUCGGCUCAUCACCGUUGUACGUCUGGGCGAAUGAUGGUGUAAGGAAAGUGAUUCAAACUCUAUGGCCUUAUUUGCGACACAGUGACCCUAGGCAUGCACAGAGGAUCAGCAGAGGAUAUGUGAAUGUGGAACUGAAUUGGGAUUUCCAAAAAGAAAUUUGGUGUCUGAAACUUCUCUUCCUCCACUUAGAUGACAUCGCUGGUGAUCCUUAUAGCCGUAAACUGCUACAUGAUAUGGCCAAGAGAAAGCUUUUUUGGAUACAAAAAGUAAAUUAUAUUAAUUACAUGAAGCUGUUACUGCCGCAUUUAAAUCUCACUGAGCAGGAUUAUGUAAAAUAUAACGCACGAAAUAAUGACAUUGUUACCUUAUAUCGGAGAUGGUCGGACAUGAAUAACACCGAUGAUCCCCACGUUCACGAUGUCAACGCGGAAAUGGUCGGCGACGAUGGCAAUACAAAGUUGCUGAUAGAAGCAGAGGAAGGUAAUGUGGAAGCUGUGGAACUUCACCUCUCCCCUUCAUCCGUGUGCUUUACAGAUGAAGAAGAGAGCACUGCAUUGCACUUGAGCGCGUGGAAGGGACACACAAAUGUGGUGAAGCUUCUUAUUCCUUUUCAUACAUCAGUGGACGUGAUCAAUGUGCAUCGAACGACGCCCAUGCAUGUGUGCGCCUUUGGAGGACACCUGUAUGUUGUAAAGUUAUUAUUACUCCGCUCUAGAAUCAGUUCUCGUGACAAUUAUGGAAUGACGCCUCUUCACUGGGCCUGCAUAAGUGAUGCCAUUGAUAUCGUGAACUUCCUUCUUCCCCACUCAUUCCCUAAUAUGCGCGACAAGUUUGGUUCCACGUGCUGCGCUCUUUCCGCUGAAAGAAGGAAAAUGAAUGUUCUGAGAUGCCUCAUCCCUCACUCUCUUAUGAACUGUCCUAAUAGAAGAGGCCAAUCACCUACGCGAAUCUGUGCAAGUUGUUAUAUUAGAGAAGAGCUGGUGACAUUAUUGCCAUAUUCUUGUGAUUAUGACGCAGCGAGUUUAUUGGCUAUUCUCCCGCUGUCAUCUCGUAGGGGCUAUACGAGUAUGGAAGAUACGCCUUGUCUGAAACUGAUGGUACUCCACUCAGAUGUCAAGGCAGUAGAUGAGUGUUUCCGUGCACCACUCAGCCGCAUUCGAUGGUAUUAUGUAGAGAGUGAUUCAUUCUGGCGUCUAAUAGAGCCUGAGAUACCACUACUCCUGAACUAUAUUUCUUUCUUGCUUCCACAUACAAAUGUUUCUGCUAAGGACGAUGAAGGCAAGGAACUAUUACAUGGAGCCCUCCAAAGUAGCCAAGAUCCCGAAUUGGUUAGCUUCCUUCAGAAAUGGACUCGCUUGAGUGACUUCCAUUCAUGAUGCUGACGAUUGUUGGCAACGGUUGUGGUUAAGCACCAAGUGCCACUGAGCUGUCAAUGGAAACGAGCUCCGAAGGCGAUAUGGAAGUUUUAAUAGAGAUAUCAACAGCAGUAUACUGAGUCCUUGCCUUCAUCCGAGAAAGCACAAAUAUUCAUCCAGUGUCAAAAUGAAAGAAAAAAGAUCACUUUUCUGAUUUUUUGUGAUUGUGAUUAUGACUAACGCGUUUUGUUUCUUCUUGUUCCUUAUGUUACAAAGUACCGUUUCGUAGUAGGUUCAUAAGGUGAUUUGAAAAUGUGUAAAAAAUGUGUCUAUUCCUAAUGUGCUAGUUAUAUGGUUAGCUAUGAUAUGCCACAGUAUUAGAAUACGGCUGCGUGCGAUUAUGUUUAUAUAGUGAAUCUCACGUAGACUGGAGAUAACUAUAAUACAGCUGUUAUACUUUUUAGAGUGGUAAUGGCUUGUCACCAAUGUUAGUCGAAAGAUGUGUGAAGUUUAAUCCAUCUAGCAGGGUGAUACGUUUUAACACUGGAGAUAUAUGGGUCCGAAGUUUACCGCCCUUUGUGUCAAAUGUAUAUACCCAAAUGUCAAAUGUAAAUGAAAUAAAUUGUUUUUUGCACAUUGGAGAGGCCUUAAUUCAAAUUAUUUUGGAACUCUCGCUCACUUCGCUGCAGAGUUGUGUAAAGUAAAUAUUGUCGAGCGAAACACAUGUGCGAUACAGUCGUACUUUUAUUACGACCUAAUAAAUGUAAGGGUUCCAAAUUGCUUUUCCAGUUAUCGUUACAGAUUACGGAACAUAUUACUUUGAAGUAAUCAAGGUUCGUGUAAAGGAACUUCGACUGACUCAAAUAUGCCUGUUACAAAUUGGAUUUGUGUACGUGUGAUUAAAUGAUUAUAUGCAGUUGUC